AUGUCUAAACCAGAGCGUGAGGAAAUAGAGAGAGCGAGCCAAGAGACGAUCAACACGGUGGCUGACAAGCCUACCGAGUCUCAGAUUGUGUUUCCACAUGGGUGGAGACUCUGUUUUGUUAUACUUGGGCUCAUGAUCUGCCUUUACUUGGUCAAUAUGGAAGUGACUAUUGUCAGCACUUCACUCAUCGCUAUCACUAGUGACCUGAAUGGUUUCAACAAAACAAGCUGGAUCAUCACCGGGUUCCUCAUUACAUUCACUGGUCGGAAGUUCCUGUCACUUUCUCUGUCUGGUUCUGCUAACCGUACCGCAGGUUUCAUGUCUAUCUGGACCAGGGUCAGCGAUAUCAUUGGUAGAAAGAAAACCUUGCUUGCUGCCGAGGUGACCUUCUUGGCAUUUUCAUUUGGGUGCGGGCUAUCCCCGUCGGUCAACACGCUCAUUAUAUGUCGGUCAUUCCAGGGAAUUGGCGGUGCUGGGGUUUAUCCGCUCACCCUCUUGUGCGCCUAUGAGACUGUGCCUAAGUCAAAGAUUCCCCUGUUGGGCGGCCUGUUUGCGAUAGCCAUUGCAUGCGCAGCCUUGACAGGGCCUCUCAUUGGAGGCGUACUGGCGCAGAAUUCGGAGUGGAGAUGGGUUUUUUACGUGAACCUCCCUCCUGGAGCAGUAGCCAUAUUGAUGCUACUUAUCGCCAUGCCAGCGAACCAUGGCUCGGUGCCAUCGAAAUCUAUCGCCUAUUUAAAACCGAGCAUUGCACUCUUUAAAGACCUAGAUCUCGUCGGUGCUGUUCUACUACUCAGUGCCUGUUUACUACCCAUCACUGUUUUGAACGAAACUAAUCUGUCGUUUGAGUGGGCUUCUGGGACUGCAAUUGGACUACUCGUUGCGGGAGGUGUAUCAUGGAUGGCCUUCUUUGCUUGGGAAUGGGUGAUUGAUGGAUGCCCUGGCUAUCACCCCAUAUUCCCAAAACGAUUACUAUUCAACCGAGCUUGGAUGGGGAUGCUUAUAAUCACGUUCGCUAGUGGCUGUCCUUGGAACGUGAUAGUUGUGUACUUGGCACAGCGCUUUCAAGUCCUAGAAAGGUUGUCGCCUGUAGAUGCUGGGAUCCGGCUGAUCCCAUACUCGGCCCUUGCAACUGUGGGCACCGCUGGUGCUAAUCUUGCAUGUCUUCGAGGCCGUAUCCCCUUUGUGUAUCUCAUUCUCUUCGGCUCCCUGUUACAAACCGUGGGAAUGGCUCUCUUCUCCAUUAUUCCGCAGACGAACUCAUUCCCCAGUGCUGGGUAUGGAUAUGAAGUUAUCGCAGGCGCCGGCAUUGGAGUCACUAUCGGGAUCUGUGUUCUAGCAGUACCUUAUGUUGUCGAGACGCGGGAUCUAGCAACAGCAACGGGCACUCUUAACCAAUGCCGUUUUCUCGGAGGUGCAAUCGGCCUGGCGAUUGCGGCUAACAUCCAGUAUGGGAACUUGAAGAGCGAACUAGCAGAUACACUUUCGCCGGAGCAGCUACAGCAACUAUUGGAAAACAGCAGCACAGUGGAGACCCUGCCUACUCAGCUCCAGGCUGCAAUCGGGGAUGUAUUUGCGAAGAGCUAUACUCACCAAUAUCAGGCAAUGAUUGCCUUCGCAGCCGUGCAGAUCCCAGCAUCUCUACUAAUGCUGCGACGCGGUGGACAGUACGUGGUCAAGGAGGAUGAAACUACUGAUUCGGAUAGCGGAUCGGAUACGACUGUUUAG
Molecule: messenger RNA, 1725 nt
Organism: Aspergillus oryzae RIB40
Lineage: Eukaryota; Fungi; Ascomycota; Eurotiomycetes; Eurotiales; Aspergillaceae
Exons: 6
Coding region: 1-1725 (574 amino acids)
Biological process (GO): transmembrane transport
Molecular function (GO): transmembrane transporter activity
Source: RefSeq, a predicted model, not a curated record